Messenger RNA from Ficedula albicollis (Collared flycatcher), 4331 nucleotides. It is a transcript of the gene ATOSB, whose product is annotated as family with sequence similarity 214 member B. The record is from RefSeq and is a predicted model, not a curated record. Lineage: Eukaryota; Metazoa; Chordata; Aves; Passeriformes; Muscicapidae. The coding region runs from base 1008 to 2849 and encodes 613 amino acids. The transcript has 12 exons.
UGUGGCCUGGACAACCCCCCAGCUAAGCAGCAUGAUGGUAGAACAAUACUUGGAUGGGGAACCUUCAAAGGGGUCCUGUGUGCUGCAAAAUGGGAAGUCAGUGAUUCAGCUGGAAGUGCUUUUUAGUAACAAAUCCAUGUCCCCGGCCAGGUUGAUGUCAACCCUGAGAUUCUUGUUGUUGGAAGUGAACAAAGAUGCAAAGCCCUUUAUGCAAGAGCUGAGGUGGUAAUCCAGAUCUCCUGGCCUCGGUCCAUUUGAGGUGACCCAAGACAGCCAGAACAAACAACCUCAAGGCCACUGGCAGGGCUGACAGCUGAGAGCUGCCUUCUCUGUCUGCUUCAGCCCUACACUGAGGCAUCAAAACUGCAGUGCCCGUGGAUUAUGACCACAGGGGGGUUGUGUUGCAUCUGCAAAUCUCUGUUGUGCAUCAAGGGCACAUCUGAACAGGGCCAGAAAGUGUCCUGUGCUGUGGGUGGAAGGGGGAGGAGGUGAACAUGAGACCAGGAGCUAGCUGGAGGCCCAGAGGUUGCUGCAGUGUCUUGAAAAGCAAGGCAUGAAAUGGUCGCCAGAAAGAAAGAGGAAUCUGUUCCUAUGCACAGGGUUUCAUACAGGAUGGCAUGCAAAAGGGAUGUAAAAUCAAGCCAGAGCCACUGUGGACACUGAAGAGCUGGAGAGGACGCUGCAGAGGUUCGGAGGCACACCGUGAUGGUGGGAGCCAUUCCACGGCAGCCACGCCGCUUCUGGGGGGUGCCUGACUGGCAGGUGUCUUCAGCUAAUUGUGCCAACGACCGCCUGCUGUGCAGCAGGGAGGUUAAUCCGGGGCAGAGCAGGGUCCUGCUGCAGAGGGAUGCUGUGCUGCAGAGAAGGUCAUAGCAGAGUGCUCACACAGAGAUCCUGAGUGAGAGACGGACUGGCUCCCACCCCCUGUCCUUGCACCCUGUGGCACUUUACAGUCCCCCUGCCUCUGCUGCAUGGGCUCUGCUUGGAGUCCCACAAAGUGAGGCUCCAUGCGGCACAUCCACACAGAGACGUCUCUGCCCCCAGAGCGCAGCACAGACCCCAGCCUGUCCCGGCCCAGCGGGGAGACACCCUUGGAGCCUUCCUCGCAGUGCUGCACCCACCGCAGCAUCCUCAUGGGCUACAAUGAGACAGAGAUCAAGCGCCAGAAGGUUUACCAGGUGUCCAUCUUCUCCCAUCUCUCCAGCUCCUCCGAGAGCGCAGAGCAGCGGACAGGCGCCCGGCCAGCUGUCAAGAGGGGAUACCCUGAGCAGCGAACUCCAGAGGGGGGACGAGAUCCCAAACGAACUCACUGGGGUGACAGGGGGGUGGAUGGGGGCCCUGGGCAGCCUUCUCUGGAUGAUGAUGAUAUCUUUGAGGAUGGUCUGCUGGUGGAGGAGCUCUCCCUUUGUGGCUCUGCCCAGCACUUCUCCCACAGUGGGCUGCGGGUGGUGGAGCACCGCUGUGAGGGCAGCCCUAGCCACAGCCCCAAGGCCAGCAGAGAGGACAAGUCGCAGGAUGUCUCCUCCUCCUCUUCCUCCUUCUCCUCCUCCUCCUCCUCCUCCUCCUGGCCCCAGCACAUUGCUUGCAGUACUUUGCACAUGAGAGACAGUUGCCCUGUCUCAUCAGGGGAUCAGCCCAUAGACUAUGGAGAGAAUGGGGAGCCAGCAAGUGGCCACAAUGUACUUCACCUUGAAUUGCACAGUAUUGCACAAACAACCCAGUUGGACCCUGGUGGGAAGAGAGAGAAGCCAGGGAGCAGCCCAGCUCACACCAGCAGGGCUAGUGGAGAAGUGGAAGGGCCAGCAGUGGCCAAUGGGUGCAGGGAGUCCCCGGUUCCGCAGACAGCGCUCAGCCCCGAGCCAAGCAACCUGAGCUCCCAGGAGAUGACACCCUGUGGGAGCAGCCAGCUCAGCAGCACCUGCCCAGCCAAAAGGAAGUUGCUGCCUGCUGGGGAGGUUACAGCCGACUCCUGCUCUGAGGAUGAGAGCCUGUCCCCACCAGCAAGAAAGAAGAGGGUCCUGCCAUGCCAUCCUGUGCCCACAGCCUGCCGCAGCACUGAUGCCAAGGGAGCUCCGUUCUGGAAUCACCUGCUUCCUGCAGCCAAGAGCUCUUCAGAUUGCACUGCGGUCGGGAGGAGGCUGAAGAGUGGGCUGCGCCUCAAAUCGCGACAUCUCCGGAGCAGUCUCCGGAGAGGCACCAGGUCUCCCACAGCACCCUGGGCCACCACCACUGUCAGCCAUGCUCUGCUGGGCAACUUUGAGGAGUCCAUCCUGAAGGGGCGCUUUGCACCAUCGGGGAGGAUCGAGGGUUUCACGGCAGAGAUCGGUGCCAGUGGCUCCUACUGUCCCCAGCAUGUCACCCUGCCUGUCGACGUCACCUACUUCGACAUCUCUGAACACAGCGUGCCCUCGCCUUUCCUGGGAGUGAUUGACUUGGAGGCCUUGGGAAAGAAGGGUUACAGUGUCCCCAAAGCUGGAACCAUCCAAGUGACCUUAUUUAACCCCAACAAGACUGUGGUGAAGAUGUUCUUGGUGACAUACGACUUCCAGGACAUGCCAGCCAAUCACAUGACCUUCCUGCGCCAUCGCAUCUUCCUGGUGCCCGUGGGGGAGGAGGAGGGCUCCACAGUGGCCCCCAGUGACCCACUGGGCACCAGCCCACCCCGCAGAGUCCUCUGCUACCUGAUGCAUCUGAGGUUUCACAGCUCCAAGUCGGGGAAGAUCUACCUUCAUGACGACAUUCGGCUGCUUUUCUCGCGCAAGUCGAUCGAGGUGGAUUCGGGGAUCCCCUACGAACUGAAAUCCUUCACAGAGAUGCCGCGGAACCCCUGCUACUCACCCCGGGCCUGAUCUUCUUCACCCCCCGCCCCCCAGAGUCACUGGGGAGCCUGCAGCCCAGCACUCUGGGGAGAAAUGAGUAAAGGGCCAGCAGGCACUGCUUAGCGAUAUCACCCACCUUCCUGACCAGCACAGACACCACGCUCCCUGGGCUGGGAUCCCUGGGGGCUUCACCAAGAGGGGCAGGGGCUGAGCAGCAGCCCUGGCACUCCAGGGAUCUGCCCAGGCCUUCUGCUGGCACUACUCCCAGCUUGGAAACUUGGCUGUGGGUGAGGUGGGUGGGUGUGGAAUGAAGGGUUGGACUGGAGCUGUAAGACCACCCACAGUGGUCCUGGGUCUGGGAGCAGAAAGUGUGGAAGAGUUUGUAUUUAUUAGUAUUUAUUGUUGCUGGGAGCACAGAGGAGGCUCGUGCAGAGGAUCAGAGGUGCUGUGCUCAUCCUUCCCCCCAGCCCUGCCUGCACCAGGCUGCCUGUGUUUGGGCAGGGCUGUGGGGACUGUGAGGAUGACUAGGGACAGGGAUGCCUCAGCCCAUGGUAGGGACAGUGACCCAGCACUCACAUGGGGUGCAGCUCCCAGGUCAAGAGUCUUGUGACAGGCUGAGCCUCGCUGGCACCACCUUUUCAGGCCCAGCCCAAUUCCAAGUAGCCUGGGGAGGCCUGCGAGUCUGUUAGGGCAAGCCAGACCUCAAAAGGCCUAUGGCUGUCAAGGAAGUGGCCACUGCCAGGUUCCUGAAGGUGAGAGACACAGCUGCCACGUGGAUGGGGACCUGGGGCUCUUUGCAGGAAUAUGGGGAUAGCCCUCUGGGCAAGAGCCUCCAGAGCACGUGAGCUGUGGAUCUGAGAAGAUUGCCAAAAAAAAAAAGGAACCUUGCAUUGUCUGCGAGUGUGGGGUGAAUCCCAAGCAGGAGGCAGCUUUGGACAGGGGUCUGCUGGCAGCAUGAUCAGGGGUUGGAGGAUGGUCAGGAGCCCCAGAUUAGUCCCUGAGAAGCAGGGAAGCAACAGAGACAUCAAACUCUGGGAGCCGGGCUGGAUCCUCAGGAGCAGGACUGGUAGAAUCCAGAGUGGGGCAGUCAGAGGGGCAGGGCCAAGCUUGCACAUAACCCGUGGGGUAUGAGACCCUUUAUACCUCUGAGGGUCUCGGCAAGGCUCCCCCUGCCAGCCCAGGCUGUGGAGACCCUCAGCCCCUCUGUCAGAGGGAACAAGAGGGGGACAGGCCUGACCGCAUCAACUCCCACCCCUGGGGCUGAGCCCCCAGCGCGGGGGGCUCAGUGUGGGAUGGGCCAGGAUUGAGGGGUGUGGGGGCGAGGUCCUGCUCUGCCCUGUCCGGGGGCGGCCAAGGAGCUCCGGCCCUGUUGCACUGGGGUUAGGAAGCCUGAACCUGCCCAUAUACUCACAGUGGGGGCCUGACGCCCCCAAACGUAGGCUUUGAAACCCCCUCGCACUGGGGUUGCUCCCCCUAAGCCGAGACCCUGACCCCCAAAACCGUGGGUCUGAA